CAGAUUUAUGUGACGAACGGUGUUUGUAGAAAUUUGUUUUUUUAGAUGCGCUUCAAGAACACGUCGAACGUGCCUCGAUUGAUAUCAUGCAGCCAGUCCUUGGAAAAAGGCAACAAUCACCGAUCCUGUACAAUUGAUAGUACGUCUUUAGACGAGGCGCAGAAAAAGAUGGCAACAAAUCCAGGCACUGUUUUGAGCUGGCUAACGCCAACCGAGUGCAGCCUAGUCCCCGAUGAGGCCUCUAUAAGGUCUGGAACAGGAUGCAAUGCGCGCAGACGGCAGGAUCUACGCUCUGGUGCAAGUGGCUCUGCAGAACAUAAGCAGAGCAGACGACCAGCUGCAGCAGCGAUACAUCCUCCGAAGUCUGCCACUGGACAUACGAGCGCCGUUCGAAAUGGUAGAGCAUCGACUAACACAGAUAGAAGACACACUGGUCCAGGAGGAUCGUCUGUGAAAAUGCAGCACGGGGGCAGCGCGUCCUCUUCGGGGUCAAGCUUUUCGCAAGACAGGGAUCCGCACUUCAUUCCGGCGGCUGCUGUCGCUGCGGGUCGAGGUGGAUUCCAUUUUUAUCCCGACAUGCAGCAUGUUAGAGCAAGCGGCUUCUCAUCUCUGACGUCGUCUCUACCCGGCGGCGGAGGCAGUAAACGAGGCUCGGUAAACAAGCGUGACUCGGCGCCAGCUCGUGGAGGACGGCGCGUUCUCGGAGAUAACGGAACGCUAGACUCCGAGGGAUUCCUCGACGAAAUUGAGGAUCCCAGCCAAGUUGGACUCUCGCUCAUGCAACAGAAGGCGUUACCGAAAUCACCACCGGAGCGUGAUGACGGACCCACGCGCAUCUACGGCGCAGAUGACGCCUUGUUGCAGCCAGAGGCGAAUUUAGGACACUUCGACCAAGAGCGAUACAGCCCACCAGAUCCACAGAAGU
This is a messenger RNA of Amoebophrya sp. A25, 925 nucleotides long. The record is from the annotation of a GenBank genome assembly. NCBI's taxonomy places the organism in Eukaryota, Dinophyceae, Syndiniales, Amoebophryaceae.